UUUUACUUCUUACACACAAUGGCUUCCAACCAAAACUAUUAUCCUACUUCUGGCCAUGGAAAAGACAAAAACUCUGAUAAGUCAGAGCGUCACCUAUUUCAUAUCGGAGAUUCGGACAACGACCUUCAUGGCAAUGGAAAAACAGCAGAAGAAAUUCAAGAGUCUGAAACUAAAGAAAAACCCCAACACAGCAACUACGGCCAAGGAAACGAUGAAAGUCGUAUUCCCAAGUUUGAUGACUAUAGAAAGUAUGGUGAAUAUGGAAAUACCUCUCACGAUGCAGCGCGUGCGACAUACAUUGAUCCGAAAGUUAUACCCUCUGCCGUUGGUGCUGGUGCAGAUUCUACCGGCCGCGCUCAGAAAAUAGCCGAUGCCCGAGGUCAGCAACACAAUAACGGAAAUCACGUUAUAUCAGAAGGUGCAGAAAAGUCAAAUAAGGAAGCAAAAGCGACACUCCAUGAUAAAAUUAAAGGAAGAUUUGAAAGCUUUUUGGGAAGGCUUACUUGUAAUGAUGAAAGAGUAGCUAAAGAAAAUAUGCUUUUAAAUAUUGAAUUGUUGAUUUUAAGAUCAAAUGUAGACUUCUUGAGGCUAUCCUGCAAAGAACGGGUUAUGUUUCACACCGAGAGUAAACUUAAGUCAUGA
This is a messenger RNA of Phycomyces blakesleeanus NRRL 1555(-), 642 nucleotides long. RefSeq lists its product as hypothetical. The record is from RefSeq and is a predicted model, not a curated record. The transcript is spliced from 3 exons. Bases 19 to 642 code for a protein of 207 amino acids. Lineage: Eukaryota; Fungi; Mucoromycota; Mucoromycetes; Mucorales; Phycomycetaceae.